Toxorhynchites rutilus septentrionalis is the source of this 1244-nucleotide messenger RNA. RefSeq names its product ADP-ribose pyrophosphatase, mitochondrial. Lineage: Eukaryota; Metazoa; Arthropoda; Insecta; Diptera; Culicidae. Gene Ontology annotation, molecular function: ADP-ribose diphosphatase activity. Bases 313 to 1182 code for a protein of 289 amino acids. The record is from RefSeq and is a predicted model, not a curated record. The transcript is spliced from 2 exons.
GAAAUAAACACAAGGCUCUUGCUAAAUAUAAAUAAAUUUAACGGUUUCUAGUGCGUAUUUCAACUAUAUAAAUAAUGUAUAGAACAUUAAUGAAACGGUGAAUGAAAAAUAACAUCACCUAUCACAACGACGUCUUCUCUGGCCCUACACAACACCGUCAAACGUAUAAUCAAAACAAAUUGGUUUUAUUCUGAAUCAAUCCCGUCCACAAACAGCUCAAGCGAAGGAAUUCCGUUGCUUGGCACCGGGCGCACCUUAUUUACGCUGGUAUCGAUUCUGUCCUUAUGUAAGUCAGCAGAGCUACCAAGUCGCAUGGUCGUCUGCAAACGGGUCAUUGUUGCGACACUAGCAGUCAUGAUUCCAGGCAUCUACAAGCAUUCGCGCUGCCGAAACAACGUUUACCCGCGCAGUGACGUCCGUCGCUAUCCGGUGCCGGAUGAGAGUGUCUUCUGGUCCCAACCGUAUCCGGACUAUCAGCCACCCGUGUACGAUGCGAGUGUUCUGGAGGGAAAGGAAUGGGCAGAUUUGGAUGUCGAGAACCCGAAUUUCUCUGCCAAAUGGAAUCAGUUGGAUGGGAACGUUAAUCGGGUCAGUUUUAUUGGGGAGUAUGAGAUUCGAAAUGGAUUCCCCAUGAACUUGUUCGGCAGGACUGGGUUAAAAGGUAGAGGUUUUCUUGGGCGCUGGGGACCGAAUCAUGCAGCGGAUCCCGUUGUUACCAGAUGGAAAGUGGAUGAAGGUGGUAAACCGAUAGUGGAUGACGUAACUGGGAAGCGGGUUCUGCAGAUGUGCGCCAUAGAGAGGCACGAUUGUGGCGAAUGGGCUAUUCCAGGUGGAAUGGUAGAUCCGGGGGAAAUGGUAAGCUCCACUCUGAAGCGGGAGUUUAUGGAGGAAGCAAUGAGCCAAUCGGUGGAGACGGCAGAAGUGGAGGCAUUUUUCAACGCUGGGAAGGAAAUUUACAAGGGGUACGUUGACGAUCCAAGAAACACGGACAACGCGUGGAUGGAAACGGUAGCGGUCAACUUUCAUGACUGGGAUGGAAGUGUCGUGGGUAAGUUUCAUCUCUACGCUGGAGACGACGCGGCUAAGGUCAAAUGGAUGGACAUCGAUUCGGGUGUUAAAUUGUAUGCCAGUCACGCGAGCAUCGUGAGAAAAGUAGUCGAAAUACUCGAUGCCCAUUGGUAGGAAGUUCGGAUGAAUAAACUUAGCAAAUUCCACGUUGAAUUAUUGAGUAAAAUAAUAACAUG